Molecule: messenger RNA, 1276 nt
Organism: Suillus bovinus
Lineage: Eukaryota; Fungi; Basidiomycota; Agaricomycetes; Boletales; Suillaceae
Exons: 16
Coding region: 158-1015 (285 amino acids)
Source: RefSeq, a predicted model, not a curated record
GACACACCGCCUAUUAGGUUGUCCCAUAGGAAUCAAACUGGGUUAUGUCACUAUUCCCUUAUCUCUUCUCUCCGAGACAAAGCGACGGCCAAGUAACUAGUAGCGAUUCACAGAAUUCCGUUGCCAAGACCAAGUAGAACCCAAACACAGCAGGCGAAUGGUGAACUGGACGGAUCCCAACGUCAUGCUGAAAUGCAGCACUAUUGUAGAACACACUAAUUUCGUAUGUCUUGGUCUAUACGCGUGGGAGUAUGCAAGAUCGUGGCAAAUUGAACUUGCCUUGGUAUGCAGACGCAUACCACCUAGAUGGCCUCUGCUGCCAUACAUCAUCGGUCGUAUCCUUCUUCUGUUGUCCAUGAUUAUGAUUUGCUGGCUCAGCAGUCCGACCUCCGCGAGCGUGAAUUGCCACAGCGCUUUUUUGGCUUUUACUUUUGCAGCAAAUUCAUCCAUUGGUUGUUCUUCUCUUAAUUUGAUGUUGCGACCAUUCAUAAUCUGGAGACCGUUCAAAUUUAUCCGUAUAUUUCUGGUAUUAGCCACGAUUGGCCACUGGAUCGUCCUAUUACGGGUAAUGGUUGCAUUCUCCGUCAUGAAAAUGAAUGGCAGUUGUGGUUUCAUGGUCAUUGAUCAUGAUAAUAUGACCACUAUAUUUGUCUACACGAUGGGUUAUGAUAUACUGGCGCUUGUUUUGACUAUAAUCGGCCUCCGAAAUAUACCAUCGUCUAAUACAAUGUGGGCAAUGUUGCGUAAACAGGGGAUAAAAUAUGUCUUGAUCACCUGCUUUGCAAAUAUCAUACCAGCCGUUGUGGCUUCAUUAAAUCUGAAUACUGCUAUGAACGUUGUAUUUGCGAUGCCAGCAUCUGCCAUCAGCACUAUCGCAUCCAGUCGAAUAAUUGUCGCUUUCCUAGACCUACAGUUGAGCUCCUGCGUGGAAGAGAUAAAUAGUAGAGAUGUGCCACUUACCACCGUGGUGACACUGCCCACCACAUCCUCUGUGGAUAUCCCAGACCUCGUAUGAUGUUUAGGACACAAUCGGUCCAUCAGUUUCUGAUGACAAACUUGGGGAAGCGGUUCCUUGACAGUAGGGUAUUACGGCCUUCACAGAACUGGCCACCCAUAGACUGGGUUUUGGGACAGUAAAGAAGGCAUCAGUAGACUUCGCCUCUUCCUCGUGCACUAGACUCCAUUCUCUUGCUUACUUGACGAUUUUGUCAAAGUAGGGAACUCGCAAAUAAAUUCUUCAACUUGUUUGGGGACGCCGCGGCCUUCUCGCGAACUA